Durusdinium trenchii is the source of this 1609-nucleotide messenger RNA. The record is from the annotation of a GenBank genome assembly. Lineage: Eukaryota; Dinophyceae; Suessiales; Symbiodiniaceae.
CAAGCGUCGCGGCCGCGCCUUUUCUCAAGGCGAACGCCCGCCCGGUGCUUGAGUGGGUGAGAGCGACGGUGCGAAAAGAGUGCAAACUUAACAAGUUCACAGCGUGAACUUCACACACACACAUAUAUAUAUAUAUUAUCAACAUAUCGACUGUGCUACUCAACAACAACCUGAAUAUCCUGCUGCAGUCCUUUUGGCAGACUGCGAACUGAUGAAUGUCGGCUCAAUGCUUGGGCACGUGUAGGAACAAGACUGAAUGCUCGCAUCCACCCUUGCUCCGUCCUCCUUGCUCGGCAUGCUCUGAAGCUUUUGCGCGUGGUCAUGCUUGCAAGAUUUGCGAUUGCUGUGUUUGCCACCUUGUCGGUCGUAGCGACUACAAGCCGUGACGAUGUGGCAAUGCUACAGCAGCCCCGCAAAGACAUGGAGCCAAGAGGGCUUCAAAUGACUCAAGCCGAUUCUUUGGAGAACAUGGCAUUGGGCCCACUGAUGCUCAAAGUGAAGGAGGAGUGCCUUUCAUCCACUCAGCAAUGCUUGCCUGCUUUGAUUGAAGCCCGGCAUAGAGUUUGGCCCUAUGUGCAAGCUGAGCUCGGCAAGGAAAUCAAGCCAUAUGAGCCUAGCUCUUUCACUGCGGACUUCGCUAGCGCCUGGCUGAAGGAUGAGGUUUGCCAUGGGAAGACCUUCUUUCUGCUGCAUGUUUGGAAAGCAGUCGGCUGGGGAGCCAUUCGAAACCUCCAACAAUUGGUGGGUGGCAAUGUGAAGCGACAUAAUCGAAGGGGCUGGCGCGGCGACCUUCAUCCAUAUGACUGCCAGAACGUGUCCCAUCCCUCCACCUUCACCUUUGUGCGCAAUCCGCUCACGCGUUUCAUCUCAGGAUAUGCCCAGCUAGAGCAACUUCGAGAACAGCACUACCAUCAGGAUGCCAUAGACCAUCGAAAGAACUUCCCGCCCAAUCCCGUUCUGAAUUUUUUGACAGGCAAGCCUGGAAGCGUUGAGCGGGCCAUGCAAUUCUUGGACCGCUUCUUCGUGGAUGGCGUGCUGCAUGAUGGCCACGUCAGGCCUCAGUCGGAAUACUUUGUGAAGCCUUAUGGCAACAAAUGCUUGCUUGCUGUGGACUUUGUGGGCAAGAUGGAGAAUGUGGUUGGAGACUGGAAACGGUUCCUGGACUCACAGCAGUGCCAUGUCACCACCCAGUUUAACCUCACUGCAGGGCGGCAUAACAGCAGCAGUGACACCAAGCACGCCCUCGCUGAAGUAGCUGGGAUUGUAGGGGCUGCCUCUUUUGUGGAAUUGCAAGCAGGAGCGCAACAGUCAAUGGAGAGAGCUCUACAUUUGCAGGGGACCUAUCUACGUGCUUUGUGCUGGCUGUACUUGGUGGAUUAUGUCAUGUUCCGCUAUGAUCUUCCGCGUGGUUGCAAUCAUCCAGACAUGCUGCACAUCGCCCAGCUGUCCAACAUCUCCGUGAGCGAUUCAUAGGGGUGUGCCGGACUUCACUUGGCAGCGGCAUUCGCCAUGGGAAUCCUUGGCAACCACUCGGAUUUGUCGAACUCUCGAGGAGCACAAGACUCCUGACAAAAAAGGAGAUUGGCGGAUUGCUCCAGAUCGCUUUUUU